This is a messenger RNA of Calypte anna (Anna's hummingbird), 1889 nucleotides long. Its product is annotated as histamine N-methyltransferase. The transcript is spliced from 7 exons. NCBI's taxonomy places the organism in Eukaryota, Metazoa, Chordata, Aves, Apodiformes, Trochilidae. The record is from RefSeq and is a predicted model, not a curated record. Gene Ontology annotation, molecular function: N-methyltransferase activity. Bases 130 to 1008 code for a protein of 292 amino acids.
GUGCCAUUCAAGGGAGAAGGAGCUGUUCCUAUAGAGGGGCUUUAGGACUGGCUCUGUUUUGAGUGACAUUCUGGAAGAAAAGCUUCAAGGAGUAAUUUUGUCCCCUCCUGCACCCUUCCUACACCCAGCAUGGCACUGUCCAUGAGGAGCUUGGUCACUGACCCUGCCAGAUACCUCCAAACUUUCCACCUUUUCCUGAAGAAUUCCACUGAGCACCAGUGCAUGUGGGAGUUCGUGGAGAGGCAGCUGCCAGCUGUGAUAGCAAGUAUUGGAACUGGAAAGUCUACAAUCAACAUUCUAAGUGUUGGUGGUGGAGCAGGUGAGAUGGACCUGCAGAUCCUCUCCAAAGUACAAGCCAUACACCCAGGAGUCACCAUCAACAAUGAUGUGAUAGAGCCAAACGCUGGCCAAAUCAUCAAGUACAAAGAGCGUGUGGCUGAGACAUCAAACCUGGAGAAUGUAAAGUUUACUUGGCAUGAGGAGACAGCUUAUCAAUAUGAAAGUCGAAUGAGUGCAGAAAAGAAGUCUAAAAAAUGGGACUUAAUUCACAUGAUCCAGAUGCUCUAUUAUGUGCAAGAUGUCCUGGCUACCAUCCGGUACUUCCACAGCCUGCUGGAAGCAGAGGCCAAGCUCAUCAUUAUCCACUCAUCAGGAACCAGUGGCUGGGAAACACUGUGGAAGAAGUACAGGUCUUCCUUCCCUUUGGAUUCUCUCUGUGUUUACAUUUCCUCUGCUGACAUCAAAAGGAUUCUGGAUUCAGCUGGGCUGAAGUACCAGCUGCAUGAGCUCACAUCCCACCUAGACAUCAGCAGCUGUUUUAUUGAAGGGAGCAAGGAUGGGGAGCUGUUGCUGGAUUUCCUGACAGCAACUUGUGAGUUUUCUAAAACUGCUCCUCCUGAAUUAAAGCAUCAGGUAAUGGAAGAGUUAAGAAAGCCUGAAUGCAGUGAAGAAAGGGAUGGGAAGGUGCUUUUUAAUAACAACCUGAGUUUAAUAGUCAUUGAGCCAUGAGUUAAACUCUUCUUGCUCCUUGAUUCAAAGCAAAAAGUUAGAUACAAAGUGCUAACAGCCACAAUAUAUUUUUCAUACUUUAUAAAUGGCUUAGUUUCCCUCAGCAUUGAUAGAUAAUAGAUAAUUUUUGGAACCUGCUAAGAACUCAGUAUUAAUAUACAUUGUUAUAAGUGAGCUUUAAUACCAAAUUAAUUCUGCACUAACUGUGACUGUAACUCACUAACUGUGUUAGUUAAUUGUGUGUUGUUGUAUGGAUGUUGUAUAACCAGAUGUAGCUCAGACCACCCACUCAGGCACUGAAGAAACCUGACCAUUUCCUAAGAAAUAACCAACAACUAUACAUGGUUUUAGCUUCUUCAUUUAAAAACUCUCUACAGACCAGAUAAGCAAAUGAUAACUUCUCAGUGCAGCUGGCCAGAGUGGAGGCUCAGAACAAGUGACCAUUUGGUGGCUGCUCAAUGGGGUUCCUCUGCCUCUCCUCCAGGUACCUCCCACCUUCCACAUGUAAAGUUGCUACCUGCUCCUGCCUCCACAGCCACCUUCAUUUAAUGGCACUGCUUCUCUUUUCCUUUACUGUCACCUCUUUUUAUGAUAUUGCAUCUGCAAAGCCACUUGUGGACCAAGUCCUUGGUGGCACUGCAGGAGGGAAGUGAUCCAAGAUGUUUGAGGAGCAGCAGUGGUGGGAAUUGUCCUGGAGGAGUGGAUUUCAGUAGUGAGCCCUGUUGCAAAGCCUGUGUUAGGAAUCAACUUCUGUUGUCCCACAUGGUUUUUUGAUGGUUUUAUUUAACCACACAAACCCUCUGGCUGCAGCCAUUCACUAGCCUGGCAGCAGGGGCCAUGCAUGUAGCAACAAAAAUGUAAGAAUAAAGUUUGAUGCCAAA